GCACUUUGUGCCUUCAGGACCCCUUGGUACUAUCCCGACGGCCGCCCUCGAGUUUCCUAGGCAACAGCAUGCAACAAACAUCGAUCUCGCUCACACCAUCCAGCGGAUGAUCUCCUCUUGAUGGCUACCAAAGUGCUGCCUGCAGAAUUUGAGGGAAGGGGCAAGAUAAACGUGAACGUAGACGGCAUUGAGAUAUCGUCAUGUUUCGAUUCCGGAAAUCUGGAUCGUGUUGAGCCUGGUCAAGCUCAGUUUGAGUACAAUCUGUGGACAGCACCAGACUGUGUUGGAACAUCUCAUGAGAAUGGAAACAGAACAUGGUUUCAUUUCAAUGUGAAGUUCCCACAGGGCAACAUCAACAAGAGGAUGAGGUUUCACAUACGCAAUAUGAAUAAGCAGUCAAAGCUUUAUCAGCAGAGAAUGGUACCAAUGUUUAGAGCAGUUCCUGGAAAAGCGAACUGGGAAAGGCUAAGGGAGAUUGUUAACUGGGAGGUUGGUGAAGAAGGGCUAAUACUGACCUUUGAGUACACUGUACCCACCAGCCAUUCUCAUAAAGUGUACUUUGCGUUUUGCUACCCAUUUUCAUAUUCAGACUGUCAAAAGAAACUCUGUGAUUUGGAUCAAAAGUAUGGCUUAGGGAAGCGAACUCUUUACUAUCACAGGGAACUGCUAUGCUAUAGUCUUGACGGCCGAAGAAUUGAUCUACUAACCAUCUCUUCACUGAAGGGCAUAAAAGAGAGCAGAGAGCCAAGACUAGAGGGUCUUUUCCCAGACAUGGACACACCUAGAACCCACAGCUUCAGAGGGAAAAAGGCUGGUUUUUUCAUGGACAUGUAGAAAACAUUUUGGCGCCUGAGUUGUCUACAGUUCAAAUCUUGCUGACAUCAUGUAUGCUACUGCCAGACUGGUGUUGGUGUAGAAUAGCAACGUGACUGAGAAAAUCCACUUGUUGCUGCUGUGUAGGUGUGCCUUCUGAUCCCCGACAUCUCCCCCCUCAAGUGAAGGGGAGCUUAGGAUUCUUUACUACUACAUUAAAGAGUCCUGCAUAAUUUUAAGGUCUGCUCAACGUUGAUGUCCAAGUCACAUGCAAAAUAUCCGAGGUUCUACACUAUUAUAAGAGCUUCUUAGAUCAACGACAGGUAGCAUAAGGUGUGGAAGCUGUGCAUAUUGCUAACCUUCACGUGCAUUUUUUAUCUUCCUCAGGUAUUCCUGGUAAGCAGCAGGGUACACCCAGGGGAAACUCCUGCUAGUCAUGUAUUUAAUGGCCUAUUGGAUUUCCUCCUGUCAGAAGAGGAUAAGAGAGCUGAAGCAGUGCGUAACAAUUUUGUGGUGAAGAUGAUUCCGAUGCUGAAUCCAGAUGGUGUUGCCCGUGGACACUAUCGUACAGAUACUAGAGGAGUGAAUUUAAACCGUGUUUAUCUUGAUCCUGAUCCUCAACUACAUCCAUCAAUAUUUGCAGUUAAAAGUGUAAUGUUGCAUCAUCACCAUGGAAGUUCAAAUGGCUUGCUGAGACCUCGGCGUACUUGUACUAAUGAAAAACAACAAAAGAGAGGUGGAAGUGCUAAGUCAAUUUCACGGUCACAUGUAAAACGCAGCAGAAGUAAAACAUAUCCCCUUGACAGCUACUGCUUGGAUUCUCUAACUCCAAAGGUGACUGGUACCUGCCAAACCAACUCAGAGCAUAGCACUAGUAGUGAGGGUGGAGUAGAUGUGUACAUUGACUUGCAUGCUCAUGCAACAAAAAGAGGAUGCUUCUUUUAUGGGAACUUUCUAGAAGAUGAGCAACAACAAGUGGAGAACAUGCUGUAUCCUCGACUUGUGGCUCUCAACACUCCUCAUUUAGACUUUGAACACUGCCUCUUUUCUGAGAAAAAUAUGUACACUUCCGACAAACGAGACGGAACCAGUAAGGAAGGCAGUGGUAGAGUAGCACUGUACAAAGCAACUGGCCUUGUUCAUUGCUACACACUGGAGUGCAACUACAAUAGUGGAAGACAGUGUAAUGCUCUAAGUGCAGCCACCUGCGAUGAUGGCAGGGCUUCUCCCGCACUACCGUAUUCUCCUAUGCCUCAUAAAUACAGUGUCUCCACUUUCCAGAAUGUGGGUCGUGCUCUUGCUAUAGCUCUCCUGGAUCUACGCAACCUCAACCCAUGUUCUCGGCUCCCAACAAGUGACCCAGGCUCUUUAGCAUCACUGAGAAGUACCCUUGCACUUAGAAUAAAGGCCAGCCGUUCAAAGGGAAGGAAAGAAGCAUCUAGGUAAUGAUCAUUAUCUCUGAAGAAGUUGUGCUUUUCCACUGUAUAUUUAUGAGCAGGGUCGGUAAUGCUCAGUGCUCUUUGCCACUAGUUAAAAGAACUAUAAAAAAUGAUAUGAGACUGAAUGUUGAGAAAGGUAGGGUUGUCUUUUAUAUUUUGGUGGAAAUAACAUAUUAAAAUUUUGCCGCAGAUACAAAAAAGUGUUGGUCAAAACCUUAUGAACACCCUGAUGAUGUUGGAAGGAGCUAUGAAGUGGCUAUUAAAAACGUGGUGCUUUCUAAUUCUAAAUUGAGGAAAGGAGUCACUUCUGUGCAUGGUUCCCAUAGACCAAUGAAGCCAACCUCAACUAAGAACCACAGACUACUACCAAAAAGAUCUAGCUGUGAAACGGAAAGUUACUUGCAUGUCCACAAAUACAAGACUGAAAUGGCAGGAAGACAUGUAACAACAUCACGGAAUAAAGCCAUAAACACUGAUGACUUGAACACAUAGUAUAGUAAUCCAUCAUGUCUAGUGCAAAUGAUAUCAGGCAUAAAAAUAUAAUAAUCCAGGGUCCCAAACAACCAGUCUCUCAGGCUGAAGACUGUCUUAUAAUCUGUUAAAAUGGAAAUUCACAAAAGUUAAAUCUUUUUGGUAGUAGUCUGUGGUUCUGCAAACAGACUAGGACAGUGAAGACUGACGGAACCACUCUUUUGUGAAUUUCCAUUUUAACAAGGCAUAAAAAUGGCAUUCUUCUGAACUAAUCGUCUGUAACAGUU
Messenger RNA from Geodia barretti, 3010 nucleotides. Lineage: Eukaryota; Metazoa; Porifera; Demospongiae; Tetractinellida; Geodiidae. The record is from the annotation of a GenBank genome assembly.